Molecule: messenger RNA, 951 nt
Organism: Trypanosoma cruzi
Lineage: Eukaryota; Euglenozoa; Kinetoplastea; Trypanosomatida; Trypanosomatidae
Exons: 1
Coding region: 1-951 (316 amino acids)
Source: RefSeq, a predicted model, not a curated record
AUGAGCACGGCGCCAGGGGGGGCGGUCGACGAUGAAAUUCAAAGUCGCCUGUCAAAACUCUCCGUCUACAAACGGGCGGAGUAUCACUGCGUGGAGGGCAUCGCGGCGCUGCGAGAGUCACUGCGGGAUGUGGUGAGGCUUGAGGGAGAGGAGUCCGGCACCAACGACCAUGGCGCCAGCAAAGCCGUUCAGAACAGUAGUGGUAGUACUAGUGGUGGCGGGGGCCGUGCGGAGCUGGCGAAGGCACGGCAGGCGGCGCGGCGUGCCCACCAGCAGCUCGACAAACUUGCGAAGGAGGCUCAACGUGCGGCACGUCGCGAGGACGGCGGGUGCGAUGCCGACAUGAAGGAAUUGAUGAGACACGUGGAGAGCGCCAAGCGGUGGUACCGCGAGUGUUUUCGUGUUGUACCGCCGAUUGAGGGGGGAUAUGAGCGGCAGGGCGACACCGGCGGUGCUCCCGGUCUGGACGAUGAUCUCCACGCGCGUCAAUGCACACAACACGGGGCCACAAGUAUGACCACCCCGUUGCUUGCAGCGAAUUUUAAUGAUAAUAGCAAUAUUCAUAACGGCAGAGAUGGCGUGACUAACAGCAGAAACGCCAGCGUCACUGCGCCGCAGCCCACCGUGUCCGAUGAGGAGUUUCUUUUGUUUUUGGAUCAGGUGCGGCGAAACGACGAACUUGCCGAUGUCGCGCUGGAUCGCAUUUCCCAUGGCCUCUCGCGGCUACAUGAGAAUGCGCUGAAUGUGACGUCCGAGUUGCGGACGCAGGAAGGACUUUUGGUUGCGGUGGAGGAGAAGGUGGAGACUACCCACGCAAAGCUCAGCGUGCUGAACAAACGGUUGCGUAAGUUUCUUGCGGAAAAGAAUAAAUGUGACUGUUUUAUGUACGCUUUCUGCUGUGCGCUGCUGCUUGGCGUGGUCGCCGCGAUUGCGGUUUUGCUCAAGAAAUGA